UCCUCUAUUUUGUUCAUCUUCCGUUUGAAACAAUCUGAAAGCUGACUCGAGCUGCACUGCUCUCUCACAAUCUCUCUCUGUUACUGCGUUCAGAGCUUUUGCUUCAGAUCCGUCUUCGUUUCCAAUCUAAAAAGAUAACUCAGUUCGUUUUCAAGUACUCGUUAGUCGUUGCCUUUAAGUUUCAGUGUUUAGAGUGCGAGACUGUCCGUACUGACCAAGAAACAGAGAGAGAGGAAAAUGGUGACGAAGGAGAGAGGAGAAGAGCUCGCGCUGUUCCUUGAUAUGCGGAGGCGGGAGAUGGACGCUGACGAGCUCCACACUCCUUCACCCUCAGAGUCAAUGCCUCCCCGGAAGACACGCGCCGAUGAGUUCUUGAACUCGGAAAAUGACAAAUCUGAUUAUGAUUGGCUUCUUACACCACCUGGGACACCACUUUUUCCUCCUUUGGAGAAGGAUUCACAGAAACCUGUAUUGAGUCAGAUUGAGAUUCCUAAUGCACGCCCCACUGCUCCAAAAUCUAGGCUAGAUAAGGUCCAGGAAGAACCUGCUUCAAGGAGUAUUAUAGUCCCUAAGCAGCCAACUUUGUCCUCUAGACAGAAUUCUUCCAGCAACGGUAAUAGAAGGUCAUCAUCAUCUAUGGGGCUCACAUCAGCUACUUCAAGACCUGCAACUCCAACUGGACGGCCCACAUUACCUUCUAAAACGAAACCUUCAAGAUCCUCCACACCUGUUUCACAUCCCACAUUACCUUCUAAAACGAAACCAUCAAGAUCCUCCACCCCUCCAAUGGUGAGAUCUUCAACUCCUACUAGAUCCACUGCUCGGUCUUCAACACCAACUGCCAGACCUUCCUUACCAACUUCCAAGUCACAAACAAGAUCAGCCACACCAAACCGCGGACCGUCAGCCCCCUCAGUUGAACCUAGUUUAUCUGCUCCUCCUGGUCGAUCUUCUUCAGCACCAAAGUCAGGUCCCACAAUUUCAAAAAAGCCACUGCUAUCACGUGGAAGUUCACCACCAGUUAAAUCUAGGCCUUGGAAACCCUCUGAGAUUCCUGGUUUCUCACUUGAUGCUCCUCCAAAUUUGAGGACAUCAUUUCCAGAAAGGCCAGUUUCAGCCUCUAAGGGCAGGCCAGGAGCACCAAGUGCUAGGUCAUCUUCUAUUGACUCCAUUUCAAAUGGAAAAUCAAGACAACAAUCAUCCUCUCCCUCUAGAGGACGAGCUUCUCAUGGCAGUGCCUAUGGUAAUGGGAAGGCCAUUCUGGCUAAGAGUAGAUCACGUGGAAAAGAUAACGAGACUGAUAGCCCUGUACUUAUUGGAACAAAGAUGGUUGAAAGAGUGGUAAACAUGAGGAAACUUCCACCACCCAAACAAGAUGACGGUUACUCCACACAUAAUGAAGGUAGCAAGUCUUUGUCCACCAACAGCUCGGGCUUUGGAAGAACACUUUCAAAUAAGUCCCUUGAUAUGGCUCUAAGGCAUAUGGAUAUAAGACGCAGCAUCCCCGGUAAACCUCGCCCAUCCAUGACAAACAUUCCUGCUUCUUCUGUUUACAGUGUGAGGUCAAGUUCCACAAAAAAGACAGUGAGUGCUGCUGACUCUCCUCUUGCCACAAGCAGCAAUGCUAGUUCAGAGCCAAGUAUCAAAAAUAGCUCCGUUUCUUUAGAUGGGAGUGAAAUUGAAGACAAUGAUUUUGGACGUGAUAAAGGAAACUCCUCCCCUGCCAGUGAGCAUGGGAAACACUAGCUAGAUAUCUAAGCAACAUUCCCAUUAGAAAAAGGAGAUGACGGUAGAAAAGGUGCUGAUGCUACUAUGACCAAUAGCUUCGCUAUUUGAUGAGUCUAGUUAUCAUUUGAACUGUUCAAAAAGACAACUUGUAUCCAAAAUUCGAUAACUGGAAAUUGAAGAGCUCCUUCAGCCUCAA
Corylus avellana is the source of this 1924-nucleotide messenger RNA. RefSeq lists its product as uncharacterized. NCBI's taxonomy places the organism in Eukaryota, Viridiplantae, Streptophyta, Magnoliopsida, Fagales, Betulaceae. Gene Ontology annotation, biological process: cortical microtubule organization. Gene Ontology annotation, cellular component: cortical microtubule. The record is from RefSeq and is a predicted model, not a curated record.